Messenger RNA from Stylophora pistillata, 681 nucleotides. RefSeq names its product chromosomal replication initiator protein DnaA-like. Lineage: Eukaryota; Metazoa; Cnidaria; Anthozoa; Scleractinia; Pocilloporidae. The record is from RefSeq and is a predicted model, not a curated record.
AUGCCAAAACUUUCUAACCAGCUCCCACUGCCCCUCACAAUCGAAGAUGCUUACCUUUGGGAAACGUUUGUUGUUUCACCAAGCAAUGAAGAAGCCUUCUUACAUCUUAAAGCCUGGAUGGACUGGGAAACGCCUUUUACUCUUCUUCUAGGAGCAAAAGGCAGCGGUAAAACACACAUCACCCACGUUUGGUCAGAAGAAGUCGAUGCCUAUAAAGUUUCUAGCUUAGAGGCACCGGAAAAAAUGUUUGAAGAUUUAAACAGAAAAAAAAAUACCCACCUUGCCAUCGAUCCUUUACCACACCCUUUGUCUCCAGCACAGCAGGAAACCCUUUUCCACCUAUACAAUACGGUAAACCGCAAACAAGGAAGGCUCCUCAUCACGAUAGAUCAGCCUUUAAUCUUAUACGAUAUUCAACUGAAAGACCUAUUAUCCCGCCUUAAAGCUUCACAUCUAGUAGAACUUUUCAAUCCUGAUGAUAAUCUUGUGCGCGGACUCCUUGUCAAGAACUGUAGCCAACAUCAAAUCCAAAUUCCAAGUGCAACUCUCGAUUACUUAAGUGUACGCAUCAAACGCCAAUACAAAGAGAUUCACAAAACCACAGAAAUCCUUAUUCAAGAAGCACUUGCUCGAAAAAGCGCCCUUACAAUUCCGUUUGUAAAAGGCGUCCUUUCAAUUUAA